This is a messenger RNA of Triticum turgidum subsp. durum (durum wheat), 1173 nucleotides long. NCBI's taxonomy places the organism in Eukaryota, Viridiplantae, Streptophyta, Magnoliopsida, Poales, Poaceae. The record is from the annotation of a GenBank genome assembly.
AUGGCGGCGUGGCUGCGGCGGGUGCGGCGCCGGAUCCACGAGCGGCCCGAGCUGGCGUACGAGGAGGUGGAGACGAGCCGGCUGGUCCGCGAGGAGCUGGACGGCAUGGGCGUCGGCUUCCGGUACCCGCUGGCGCGCACCGGCGUCGUCGCCACCAUCGGCACCGGCCGGCCGCCCGUCGUCGCGCUCCGGGCCGACAUGGACGCGCUGCCCAUCCAGGAGGCGGUGGAGUGGGAGCACAAGAGCAAGAACCCCGGGAAGAUGCACGCGUGCGGCCACGACGCGCACGUCGCCAUGCUGCUCGGCGCCGCCAGCAUCCUCAAGGCCCGCGAGCGCCACCUCAAGGGUACGGUGAAGCUGCUGUUCCAGCCGGCGGAGGAGUCCGGCGCGGGCGCGAAGCGGAUGAUCGAGGACGGCGCGCUGGAGGGCGUGGAGGCCAUCUUCGCCGUCCAUGUGUCGCACCAGCACCCGACGUCCGUGGUCGGCUCCCGGACGGGGCCGCUGCUCGCCGGCUGCGGCUUCUUCAAGGCCCAGAUACUCGCCCGCCGCGCCGGCGCCGACCCGGUCCUGGCCGCCUCGUCCACCAUCAUCAGCCUGCAGAGCCUCGUGUCUCGGGAGGCGGACCCGCUGGACUCGCAGGUGGUGUCCGUCGCCAUGGUCAACGGCAGCUUCAGCCACGGCGGCGACCAGGCGGCGCCGUUGGUGCUAGGCGGCACGUUCCGGGCCUUCUCGAACGCGAGCUUCUACACGCUGCGGCGGCGGAUCGAGGAGGUGAUGACGCUGCAGCCGCGGGUGCACGGCUGCGAGGCCUCCGUCGACUUCUUCGAGAACCAGAGCUUCUACCCGCCGACGGUGAACCACCCGCGCAUGUACGCCCACGUCAAGGCGACGGCGCGCGCGCUCCUGGGCGAGGGAGGCUACCGCGACGUGCCGCCGAUGAUGGGCGCCGAGGACUUCUCCUUCUACUCCCAGGCCGUCCCCGCCGGGUUCUACUACGUGGGCGUGCGCAACGAGACGCUCGGGUCCGUGCACACGGGCCACUCGCUCUACUUCAUGAUCGACGAGGACGUGCUCCCCACCGGCGCCGCAGUCCACGCCGCCGUCGCCGAGAGGUACCUCGCCGGCGGCGCCGAGCAGCACUCCGACCAGCGUUCGCCGGAACAGGAGCUGUGA